AGGACACACCUUUUCUCUCUCUCUCUCUCUCUCUCUCUCUCUCUCUCUCUCUAAAGAGAUCAACUUCACUUCCAUCUAGAACGGAACUAGGUUUCUGUCGCCAUAAGCACAAAGAUUAAGGAUUAUUCCAAUAGGCAAUGAACAUUUUCAAGAAGAAGACAACCCCCAAAGAUGCUCUCCGCACCAGCAAGAGAGAAAUGGCUGUGGCUACACGAGGUAUUGAGCGCGAGAUUACAUCUCUUCAAAUGGAGGAGAAGAGGCUUGUAGCAGAAAUCAAGAAAACAGCUAAGACUGGAAAUGAGGCUGCCACGAAGAUCUUAGCUCGACAACUUGUUAGGUUGAGGCAACAGAUCACUAAUCUGCAGGGAAGCCGUGCUCAAAUUCGUGGUGUAACCACCCAUACACAGGCGUUGUAUGCAAGCACCUCAAUCUCAUCAGGAAUGAAAGGCGCAACCACAGCUAUGGUUGCGAUGAACAAGCAAAUGGCACCAACGAAACAAGCUAAAGUGAUCAAGGAGUUCCAGAAGCAGUCUGCACAACUUGACAUGACGAUAGAGAUGAUGUCUGAGGCAAUUGAUGAAACACUUGACAAAGAUGAAGCUGAAGAAGAAACUGAAGAUCUCACUAACCAGGUGCUCGAUGAGAUUGGUGUUGGUGUUGCAUCUCAGUUAUCUUCAGCUCCAAAGGGUCGGAUUGCAACAAAGACCGCUGCUCCCACCACAGUCAGCAACAAGAAUGACGAAGGAUCUACUGAAGUGGAUGAUCUAGAGAGGAGAUUGGCUUCACUUCGACGUAUCUGAGAGACAUGAAACUUCCUAUUUUGUAGUUAUCAUCCAUCAUGCAUCAAAAGAAAGCAGCUACUUCCUAUUAUGAGAAAUCUGUAUAAUAUCUAGUGUAGAAACAAGUUUAAAUCAAACAUAUAUUUUAUAUUUAUUAAACAUCA
Molecule: messenger RNA, 943 nt
Organism: Raphanus sativus (radish)
Lineage: Eukaryota; Viridiplantae; Streptophyta; Magnoliopsida; Brassicales; Brassicaceae
Product: vacuolar protein sorting-associated protein 2 homolog 2
Exons: 11
Coding region: 138-800 (220 amino acids)
Biological process (GO): late endosome to vacuole transport; protein transport; endosome transport via multivesicular body sorting pathway
Cellular component (GO): ESCRT III complex; multivesicular body
Source: RefSeq, a predicted model, not a curated record